UUGUGGAAUUUACACAGUAACCGCAUCGUCCGUGCGGGUUCAUUUCUUAUUCUCCCGCAAUAGAGGCAUCAUCAAUUACCCUCCCGUGAUGUCAUUAUCAGCGCGUCAUUGGACCCUGCGGCUGCCCUCGCUCAGGUCGUCCGUAUUGCGACGCCAGAAGCAGCAACAAAACCUCAGGGCCUCGCAUCUCGUCCCGUUUCCAAUUGAGUUUGUCAAACAAAAGACCAUCCCAGCAGCGCCUUAACCGUCAAGAUCCAUCCCGGCAUCCAUCUCACCACGCUCCAUCUACACGACAGAUCCGCCUCCGCCUCCGUCUCCGUCUUCGUCUUCGUCUUCGUCUUCGUGCCGCCACCACCACCAUCACCACCACUGCAUCCACUCCUCCGCCGCCAGCAUGACGAAGCAGGCGGAAACCAACUCGACCCAGAAGACGGAAAACAGCAGGGACGAGGACUGGAAGACCCAGGCCCCCUAUGUGCCCCCCGGCGAGUCACACCCCCACGGCGACAGCUUCCAGAAGAAGAUCCGCGGCGCCUGCCAGUGCGGCCAGGUCUCGUACUGGCUGCAGAAGGACAAGCCGCUCGCCUCCAAGUACUGCCACUGCAAGGACUGCCAGAAGAUGCAUGGCGCCCCAUUCCAGUGGGCCGCCAUCUUCCACAAGGAGGACCUCGCCUUCGACAAGGGCGUCGACGGCCUCGCCUUCUACUCCUCCGGCAAGAACCUCCAGGGCCACGACCUGCCCUGCAAGGUCAGCUGUGGCUUCUGCGGCAGCCGCAUCAUGGACGAGGGCCGCAACAUGGUCCUCAUCUUCCCCGGCCUGCUGCACUUUGACGGCGAGCGGAAGCGCGACAACUUUGAGGUCCAGAUGCACAUAUUUUACGGCCAGAGGGUCGUCGACUUGCCCGACGGGAAGCCCAAGUGGAGCGGGCUGGACGAAAAGAGCGAGCCGAUUGAGGAGCAUGUCGUCGAUGUCAAACACAAGAAGCAAAAGACGGGCAAUGGUGACGAAUAA
Messenger RNA from Colletotrichum navitas, 1012 nucleotides. Its product is annotated as Mss4-like protein. Gene Ontology annotation, molecular function: carbon-sulfur lyase activity. Bases 395 to 1012 code for a protein of 205 amino acids. The transcript has 3 exons. NCBI's taxonomy places the organism in Eukaryota, Fungi, Ascomycota, Sordariomycetes, Glomerellales, Glomerellaceae. The record is from RefSeq and is a predicted model, not a curated record.